Messenger RNA from Symbiodinium sp. CCMP2592, 903 nucleotides. The record is from the annotation of a GenBank genome assembly. NCBI's taxonomy places the organism in Eukaryota, Dinophyceae, Suessiales, Symbiodiniaceae.
AUGUCGCGCACCGGUGGCUGUUCGUGGGCGGGGCCGCUGGACGUCUGGGACAUGUCCUGGCAGGACUGCACGCAGUGCCAGGUCGAGGACUCCGCAUUGAUGCAGCUCUUGAGCAACUCUACCGAGACAUCCAACGAGACGGCAAAGAUUUUGCUUUGUGAGGAUGCAGAGCCACAGUCCCCACGAGAUGUCACUCCUGGCUUUCGGGGUGGCCUGGAGGCCCGGGUACGUCCCUUGGACGGCGACGCCACCCCACGUUUCAUCCAGGCGAACCUCCACUUCCACCUCGGCGCCGAGCACAAGAGUGAGGUCCCGAACGGUUACUUCCGCAGCGCCGAGGACGUUGGGCUCGCAACUCCUCUGGUGCGCCCGGAGUCGUCGCCGGACAUCCGUGAAGGCUUCUUCUGCGGCCUGGAUGAUGUCAGCAGCGACGAUCGGGACUUCUACAACUUCACAUUUUGUAAGGGUGUCAGUGUGAACUACACCUACGAGUUCCACUGGGUGUACUCCACGGGUGCGCCGCUCGUCGGUCUCCGUGACGAAGGGGCCGAAGGUGAGCUGGGAAUCACGGACGGUCUGGCAGGUGCCGCGAACCGCACGAUCAACCCAAAGGUGAUCGUCCGGGGUCAAGUCUGCCGGAUCAUCUACGACAAGAGCUUGACGGACGUAGACGCAGACUAUGAUAACUUCCUUCAACAGUGGCGCCAGCCACCCUUGGGGAGGGCCGUGCGCUACAUCGGCUCCACGACGGGCACGGACUUCAACAACUCGGUCUGCUCGCCUCUGGAGGUGAACUGGCAUGUAGACACGGGGUGCUGCACACUCUCUGCGCAGACCUUCGACAGGUGGCCUGUCCCUGUUUUGGCCGGUGGGCGGUUUCCCAGAGGUUCCAGUAGAUCGUAG